Cooperia oncophora is the source of this 459-nucleotide messenger RNA. Lineage: Eukaryota; Metazoa; Nematoda; Chromadorea; Rhabditida; Trichostrongylidae. The record is from the annotation of a GenBank genome assembly.
AUGAGUUCAUCCGAAAGUCACAUGAGUUCAUCCGAAAGUCAAAGUCAAUCGGUUGAAGUCAGUUCGGAAGAGCAAUCAGGAAAUUGUGCGUGGAGAUCCCAAAAUCCUGAUGCCAAUGCGCCGUACACUUUCUCGUCUAAUGAAUGCUGCGACUCACGUCUCUCCAGAAUUAUGCGAGAUGCGGCUGCUAACUCUAUAACAUCUCCUCAACUGGGUGAUGCCGCGAGGUACAUUCAACGGCGGAUCCAGCUGGACUAUAUGUCAUCAUUCGAGGUGAUUAUUAGUAAAGGCGACUUUGCCACUUCUACAUACUACCACGGCUUAAGCACUUGUAAGAUACACGAUGGAGAAUACAAUCUUCUUGCAUACGAAACACCUGUUCAAUACAAUCCAUUCAACGUCGCACAGGAAGAUCUGCUUGCCAGUGCUGACUCCGAAGAGCCUCUAGGAGAUAAAUAA